AUGAGGAAUCGAAGGUUCGCCCAGGUGUCUACGAGCGACGAAGACGAGGACACUCCGUCACGGCACCGGACUCGUUCGUCUGCCAAAUCGGAGGGCUCCGGCCGGCGGCUGAAGAGAAUCCGCCUCGCUGACGAAGAGGAAGACGAGGCGGUAGAAGAGAAAGGGAAGCGGAGGAAGAAAGGGAGGGAGGAAGAGGUCGAAGAAGAAGAGCCCGACGAGGAAGAAGAGGAGGAAGAAGAAGAAGUCCAGGAGGAUGCGAAGCCUGUAGGUGAACCUGUGAAGGUUACGGGGAAGGGGAAAAACCGCCGGACUCACUACAAGGGCUUUGAAUUCGAUGGCAAUCAAUAUGAGCUGGAGGAUCCUGUACUAUUGACUCCCGAGGAACAGAACCAGAAACCUUACGUUGCAAUCAUCAAGGACAUCACUCAGACAAAAGAUGGCAAUAUGAUGGUCACUGGGCAAUGGUUUUAUCGUCCAGAUGAGGCUGAGAAAAGAGGAGGCGGAAACUGGAUAUCAUCUGAUACCCGGGAGCUGUUUUAUAGUUUCCAUCAUGACGAGGUUCCUGCAGAGUCUGUAAUGCACAAGUGUGUUGUGCAUUUCAUUCCUGUUCACAAGCAGAUUCCUAAUCGGAAGCAGGAUCCUGGUUUCAUUGUACAGAAAGUUUAUGACACAGAUAACAAAAAGCUGUGGAAGCUAACUGAUAAGGAUUAUGAAGAUGAUAAGCAGCAUGAGAUUGAUAUUCUUGUUCAAAAGACUCUCUCACGUCUAGUAAAUCUUCCGGACAUCGAGGUUGAAGAUGCUGGCGCUGCGCCUUCUGGUGAGCCUGAAGAUCAGUCAAAGGUUAAAAGAAGUCUCCGGAGAAGGAACAUUUCACCUCUUGAUGUUUACAGGGAGGAAGAGACAGCUUCUGCAAGGGAUAGUCUGAGAGCCGAGACACCAGGAAGUUGCACAAGCAAUUCUGAAUUCUAUGCUAUCUUGGUGAAGUUUAAUGCAUUGACCGGAGACACCCACCGUGACAGGUGUUUGGAGAAGCUGCUACAGAGUGUUCAGUAUGCUUGCAGCUCCUCCACGGGUGGUGGUACAGAUGACUGUGUUAAAGAGAAACCUGGUUCAAAUGGGCAGAAUAAUGAAAAGGAGGACAAAUCCCAGAUGACUGCAAUUGAUGAUGCUCAACCGAAAAACCAGAAGGAUAGCAAGUCAUUCCCCUGGCCAGAUGCUGCUGUUCCUGCUGUCAGUGAUCUUGAGCGGGUCACACAUGAGACCCUGUCUGCUGAUAAGUACAACCAGAAGUUAAGACAACUUGUGUUCAAUCUCAAGAAUAACGAGCGCCUUGCUCAUCGUCUGCUGAAUGGAGAGUUGGAACCUUCCAAAAUACUGGCCAUGUCACCGACUGAGUUAAAGGAAGGGUCGACUGCAGAGGAAACAAAGACCAAUGAGCCCGAAGAAUCUGUCCGUAUGCAGAUGACUGAUGCUCGUUGCGGGCGUUGCAAUGAGUCGAAAGUGGGUCUUAGGGACAUCAUUCAAGCAGGACAUGGAGACCGUUAUCAGCUGGAAUGCAUUGGCUGCGGCAACUCCUGGUAUGCAUCAAGGGACGAAGCAUCCAUGUUGACAAUAGAUGGUCCGACUACCUCGAAAUCAGUAGGGAUUGCACCAUUGGCGACCUCAAAGUUUGAAGAGGUAGAAAAGAAGAUGCUGAGUCCUCGGGAAUCAGACAGGGCAACAGCAGCAGACUUUUCGAAGAAACCAGGAAAUGAGCCGCCGGCACAUGUACCACCUGUGCUCGAAACCCAGAAAUCGAUUGGGAAGUCCAAGGUAAAUGACGAGAAUCACGAAGCUGCCACCGCCUCGAAGAAGGAUCAUCCUCAGACGCAGUAA
Linum trigynum is the source of this 1875-nucleotide messenger RNA. NCBI's taxonomy places the organism in Eukaryota, Viridiplantae, Streptophyta, Magnoliopsida, Malpighiales, Linaceae. The record is from the annotation of a GenBank genome assembly.